Messenger RNA from Labrus mixtus (cuckoo wrasse), 2256 nucleotides. RefSeq names its product heat shock 70 kDa protein 1-like. Gene Ontology annotation, cellular component: cytoplasm; blood microparticle; vesicle. Gene Ontology annotation, molecular function: ubiquitin protein ligase binding; ATP-dependent protein folding chaperone; ATP hydrolysis activity. The record is from RefSeq and is a predicted model, not a curated record. The transcript is spliced from 2 exons. Gene Ontology annotation, biological process: protein refolding; cellular response to unfolded protein. NCBI's taxonomy places the organism in Eukaryota, Metazoa, Chordata, Actinopteri, Labriformes, Labridae. Bases 126 to 1865 code for a protein of 579 amino acids.
CAGACUGAGUGCUGCCACAGAUAUAAAGCAAUGACAGUUACAGAAACAGACCACAGACGGCAGAAGAUUACUUCUCUUUACAACAAAGAACAUUCAGCUAAUAAUUGUGACCAUCAGCAGUAAAAAUGUCUUCAUCUGGAGGUGUAGCAAUUGGGAUCGACCUGGGCACCACCUUCUCCUGUGUCGGAGUUUUCCAACAUGGAAAAGUAGAAAUCAUCGCCAACGACCAGGGCAACAGGACCACCCCCAGUUAUGUGGCAUUCACUGACACAGAGAGGCUCAUUGGAGAUGCAGCCAAGAACCAGGUGGCUCUGAACCCCAGCAACACUGUGUUUGAUGCCAAGAGACUGAUUGGAAGAAAGAUGGACGAUCCAGUGGUGCAGGCUGACAUGAAGCACUGGCCCUUCAAUGUGGUCGGAGAUGGAGGGAGGCCCAAAAUUCAAGUGGCGUACAAAGGGGAGAACAAAUCCUUCUACCCGGAGGAGAUUUCCUCCAUGGUCCUGGUGAAGAUGAAGGAGAUUGCUGAGGCCUAUCUCGGUCAAAAGGUGUCCAACGCAGUCAUCACAGUACCGGCGUACUUCAACGACUCUCAGCGGCAGGCGACUAAAGAUGCAGGCGUCAUCGCAGGACUGAAUGUCCUGAGGAUCAUCAACGAGCCCACAGCAGCUGCCAUCGCGUACGGUUUGGACAAAGGCAAGUCGGGAGAACGUAACGUCCUGAUCUUUGACCUCGGUGGAGGAACCUUUGACGUGUCCAUCAUGACCAUUGAAGAUGUUAUCUUUGAGGUAAAAUCCACAGCUGGAGACACUCACCUGGGUGGAGAGGACUUCGACAACCGCAUGGUUAGCCACUUUGUGGAGGAGUUCAAGAGGAAACACAAGAAGGAUAUUAGUCAGAACAAGAGAGCCUUGAGGAGGCUGCGCACAGCUUGUGAGAGGGCCAAGAGAACCCUGUCGUCCAGCUCCCAGGCCAGCAUCGAGAUUGAUUCUCUGUUCGAGGGCAUUGACUUUUACACCUCCAUCACCAGAGCUCGCUUUGAGGAGCUGUGCACCGAUCUGUUCAGAGGAACAUUGGAGCCGGUGGAGAGAGCCCUGAGGGACGCCAAAAUGGACAAGGCACAGAUCCAUGACAUCGUCCUGGUGGGAGGCUCCACCCGAAUCCCCAAAAUCCAGAAACUGCUGCAGGAUUUCUUUAAUGGCCGGGACCUGAACAAGAGCAUCAACCCAGAUGAGGCGGUGGCUUACGGUGCAGCUGUCCAGGCCGCCAUCCUCACUGGUGACAACUCUGGGAAUGUCCAGGACCUUCUGCUGCUGGAAGUGGCGCCAUUGUCCCUGGGUAUAGAGACAGCUGGAGGAGUCAUGACAUCCCUGAUAAAACGCAACACCACAAUCCCCACUAAACAAACCCGGGUGUUCAGCAUCUACUCCGACAACCAGCCUGGUGUUCUUACUGUCUCAAUUCUCAAUUCCCCCCUGCUAACUUCAUCAUUCAUUUUGUACUUGUAUAUACCCCCUGUUUUUAUAUUUUAUUUUUAUAUUUAUUUUUUAUUUUUUAUUUUUAUUUUUAUUUUUAUUUUUAUUUUUAUUUUUAUUUUUAUUUUUAUUUUUAUUUUUAUUUUUAUUUUAAUUUUAAUUUUAAUUUUAAUUUUAUUUAUAUUUUUAUUUAUUCUGUUUAAUGUGUAUUUUGUAUUUUCGAGCUUUCUUGUCUGUGCUGCUGUAACGCCCGAUUUUCCCCUCUGGGGAUCAAUAAAGUAUUAUCCUAUCCUAAAAUGCAAAGAUAUCUGUCGUACAAAUUCUAUUUUUUUUUUAAACUGUCCUCUCUUUAAUCCUAUACAUUUAGAAUAUAGGUCUUGCUUCUUACCGUAAGAUGUUUUUAUCCUGUUUAACUGUAUUGUAUAAAAUGUAAAAAUUCUUAAAUUUGUAAUAUAUAUUUCAUAUUACCCAUGAACGACUUGAAAUGCAAAAGAAUCUUCAUGCAGUUUAGUUUCAUCCUUAUUGUUUUCACCCAUGUCCCCUAAGGUCACAUUUAAAAAGAGUCUAUUUGAUUUAAAGUUAAGGAACACUGCUAAAUAUAUGCUACAAUAAACACUUUUGAUAAUUCUAUAACGUGUAAGUGAUCUGUUGGUACUACUGACAAAGUCUUAAUUGAAGAUGAUCAACAAUAGAAACACAUUUUAUGGAGCAUUUGUAACGAGGAUAUGGUACACUGUUAAAUGUUUGAUCAACAAUAUAUCACAGAUUAAAUUAUACUAGAAUU